AGAAGCAAAGCAAAAUGGCGGCUUACAUUACAGCACAUGAUCGUUCUGUUUUAGCUAAGCCGGAAGACACUAAAGCAUCUGUUACUCAAAAUACGACUCAUAAAGACAUAAUAGGUAAGUAAACUAGAUAAAAAUGUCUCAAAAAAUUAACCGAUGUUGUAUAGUUAAGACCGGCACUGGACCCUUCAUUUUGCAGAGAAAAAUGGAGUGGUGUCAACUUGAGCUUAAGCUUAAAUAUUAUUUUUGCUAAUUAACUAUCAUGUUUAUAAUUUGGUCCUACAUACUGGGUAUAGGCUGAAAAAUAUGUACAAGAUUAUCCUCAACAAAAAUUUAAACUUUUUUUGUAGUAGUUUUAGUUUAACCUGCUUGCCUUACUAAGAAUUCUCAGUUAUACGUAAUUUGUGUGUGCAAGGUGCUUGGGAUGCCAAAGCUAGUUGUACUGUCUUGAUAUCAGAACAGAGGUCGUCAGAAACAGGGGCCAUCCCAGUGUAAACUGCUAGCAUACCUGGUAACAUGACUUGAGGUUUAAAUUUUCCAGUCAUGCUGGGAGUAAAGACCAUGCACCAAAUGUUUAAAAGGUGGUUAGCACUAUCCAGCAGAUCAAUCACUAUCUAGUGUAUAGCACAAUUGGUUUUCCUAAAACUUUUCCACUGGAUAGUGAUUUUUCUGGUGGAUAGCGCUAUCCAUCUUUUGAACAACCGGGGCCAGCAAUGAUUCUUGGUGCAAGCCUAGUAGUGUACAUGUAUGCUCUCAUAUGUCAGAACAGUAUCCUGGGCAGUACACCAGCAUUUAAAGUAGAUCGUUCUGUAGGUUUGGCACUGGGGUGGUAAAUGAGCAGUCACUAAGAGAAGUGUUGUCAUCAGAGGAUCAUAGUUUGUAUCGAAAAAUAGUUUUGAGUUUUAUAAGUUUUGUAAUAUGCAGGAACAAGUCCAUUUUAGGCUUUAUAGUUGAAAAAUAUUGCACACAAUUAGGAGUUUUCAGUUAAAAAUUUCCCCAUGGCAAAGGAGUAAGGGUCACAAGCUAAUUAUUUGUGAACUGUAAACUCAAUUGACAGAGAUAAAAAGCAACAGAAACUACUAACCCUGUCUGUGUAUAACAUUAUGGGGUUUCAUUUACCUUUCUGAUUCUUCUCAGGGUAGACUUUUUGAUAGUAACGAAAUAAUAAAAAAAUUAUGUAACAAACAAAAGGAAGAGUGAGACCAAAUACACCCUUUUUGAUUUCAGCAAUAGGGAAUGACCUUUACCAGAAACUAAAAGAUGACCAUGAGAGAGAACAGCAGCAGAAAGUCACAGAGGUAGAGAAGAGAGCAUGGCUCUUGGCAUCCGAGGAGAAAGCAAGAGCUGUAAAGGGAGCAAGAGAAGCUGCUGAACUAGAAUUAGAAAAAGCCAUGGCUGCUGCUAAGAAAGCUCAGGUGAAUUCCCUUCUGAACAUGCAAUUUCAACAUGUACUUGAAUGGUUUUCCUACAGAGAGGGUGUAGGUCAUUUUUUGUGCUGCACAUCUGCAGUGAUGGCGUAUCCCCUUAGAAUUUUGCUGGUUAGAGCACUUACUGCAGUAGCCCAAACAACAGGCUUGUGAUGUGUCAGCACCAGCAAUAAUUAAGUUAAGCCCUAACAUCUUUCAAGUUUCUACUCAUACAAGUUUUUGUUUAUAUUUUACAAAAGAGGAGUCUGUUCAAAUAUGGAUAAAUUUAAUACACAACUUGUGACUACAAUGAAAUCUUGAUAUAACAUAAAUAAAUGAAAUUAUAUUAACUUUAAUGAUAUAUUGGUCCCCGUUAUAGUUAAUUAUUAUUAUCAUUAUUAUAAUCGUAUAUUAUUUUGAUGCAAAAGACCAAAACCCUGAUAAAGCCUCCCUUUAAAGUGAAUGAUUUUUUGCACCCCUUGGCACUUCACUACUGCGCAGUAGAAUUCGCAUGUAGAUCUGUGUUAUUAACUUUUUAAGAGUAUCCAUCCCUGAAAACCAUUAACACUUGGCCUGCAUGCUUCUUGUUAUAAUAACACAGGAAAAGGCAGUAAAAGCAGAAUCAAAGAGAGUUGAGGCACUGAUGAAAAAACUUGCAGCUCAACAAGUUCAGCGGGAAAAAGAGGAAGGUCAAAAGAGACUUGAAGAAGCACUUGUAAAAGCCAGAGAAGAGUAUAUGAUAGAGAAGGCAAAUGCUGUACAGAAGGCUAGAGAAGAGGAACGAGUCAUCGCAACUGAGGAGGCCAAAAGAGUGGCUCAGGUUGAAGAAGAUAAAAGAAAACAGUUGAUUUUAGCUGCAGAAAAGGAGAAACAGGUGAACAUACAUGGUAGCUGUAGUUAUUAAUUUUGUUUUUUUGAGCUGUCGACUGGCAAUAGUGCAGCAAUCAACAAAUUACAUCAUAUAAAUCAUGUUCGGUGGAUAAGAAUUCCCAAAGAAAAUAUACAUUGAAGCACAGUACAUGGUCCAAAGCAAGCAAAACAUUGAACUGGUUGAGAUCUAAUAACACCACUUAAAAGAAAUAAAUUUGACCUUAAAAUUUGAGCACCUGUGUAUGGGUACCACGGUACCUCUAUUGAAUCGUUGGAUGUUUAGGCAAGAUUGUCGCAUAUCAGCAAUAUCAACAAUAUUAUUUCUUUUGUGUGGUAGCAAGCUCAGCGCAACCACAACAACAAUGAAAACAAGAAAAUCAAAAAGGCAACAGGUGUAAUAAGCAAAACAAAAACUCGUACACGCAGCACACUUUUUCAGGGUUCGCACAGUGUUGAAAAGUCCUUGAAUUUUCUUCAACUUUGAAUGUAGUGGCCUGGCAAGUGUUUUCAAUGCUUUUUGGUUGUCCAAGGUGGAAUAUAAAUCAUAGCUCAGAGAAGUUAAAAGGGAUUUGCAGGAAGCGUUUUUUGUUUUCUGCAAUAAAUAAGUAUCAGUUUAACGACAAGUGAACUGAAAAAUGUAGAGAAGUUGGUGGAGCAAACAGAUAGUUAAAGCGUUAAAGUCCUGUUAGAAUGGACUGGGAAUGUGCAUUUUUGUACAGUCUGUGAAAUUACAUUCGUAGCAGGUGGUCCUUGAAAAUCGAUUGUGGUCCUUGAAAAGUCCUUAAAAAUGGUUGCAAUGUUUUGUAUGAACCCUGUUUUUGGUAGAUUUCUUAGCCAUCAUUAUACAACUAAUGUUGUCGAAGUUGAUUGGAAUUGCAAUGCCAUCUUCGCUUCAUCAUUAUGGUGAUCGUUGUGACUUCGCUUUCAUCUGAAUUAUACCCAUACAGAUCGAGGCUUAAAGUUAUACACUUCAAAGAUGGAGAUGUUGUAGUUAAUUUUUCAUCGCAGCUAAUUUUUGUUUUUCUUUUAUUUUUGGGUAUAGUAAUGUAUGCAUGCUAAUGAAAUUGAAACAAAGGAAAAAUAGAAAUUACCUGGGAUAAAAAGUUAAUUACAACAGUGACAUUGAACAUCUCUACACAAGAUGCUUGAUCCCCAUGUUUUCUUCUUUAAUUUCUCGAGUAAAAAUGCAGAACCUGAUUGAUUAAUUAUAGAAAUUCUUAUGUUAUGCAGUGAAAAAACAUCUUUUGCGGGGGUGACAAAAGCAGUUAGCACAAGGUAAAGUUGAUUUUAUAAGGCAAAUGGAAGGGCAUCAUUAAAAGGCAUGGCCUUGCUGGCUUCAUUGCCAUUAAUCUGUCACUGCUAGAAGUUUGAAUGUGCACUCAAGUAAGUUUAAUUCUCCUGCUUUUUAGCAAGCUUUGAAGAAUUUAAAGGAAAGAUUAAAACAAGAAGAAAAACAGGCAGUGCUGGAAAUGCAAGAGAAAUGUAAAAAGGAAGAGGAGGAAAAACUUCAGCAGCAGAAGGAGGUCCAUUUGAAGGAAGUAAAAGAAUUGGAAAGUCGUAUUGAAGAGCAAGUGAAACUCACAGAAGCUGCCAAAGAUGACACAGAAAGGAUUCUUGAAAUGAAGGGUACUGUAGAAGAAAAGUUAAGAAAUACCUUGACUUCAUUUCAAAACUUUAUAGACACAACAAAGGGUUUUAAUAAAGGACAGUCUGAUUUCAUGUUACUGGACCCGUUAAAGGACUUACUAGAGGACAGCUGA
Porites lobata is the source of this 4033-nucleotide messenger RNA. The record is from the annotation of a GenBank genome assembly. Lineage: Eukaryota; Metazoa; Cnidaria; Anthozoa; Scleractinia; Poritidae.